Aricia agestis (brown argus) is the source of this 2406-nucleotide messenger RNA. RefSeq lists its product as uncharacterized. The coding region runs from base 1 to 2406 and encodes 801 amino acids. NCBI's taxonomy places the organism in Eukaryota, Metazoa, Arthropoda, Insecta, Lepidoptera, Lycaenidae. The transcript has a single exon. The record is from RefSeq and is a predicted model, not a curated record. Gene Ontology annotation, molecular function: nucleic acid binding; zinc ion binding.
AUGGAAGAGCGUAUUUUGAAAAACACUCCCCGGGUGGGUCUUGGUGGUCCGGUGGACACCAGGGAAUCCCACACCUCUUCGGAGGUCUGUCGGGCGUAUACGGGGCCGGCACAAAAUGCGUUGGAGGGUGUGGAGGCCGCUGCGGCGGCGAGUGGAGGUGGUGGCGCAUCUUCGCGCGAUGGUCCGAAACCGGCGCUCCUAACCGCGCCGGUGGCGAACAUACUAACGACGAACGACAACUCCAGGCACACGGCCCGAUCGCCGGUGGUGCAGUUGGAGCGAUUACUUGGUUUGGAAGGCGGAUCGCGGGUGACGACACCCGUGUCCGAUAUCGAUUUGGCUUUGUCGACAGCAAGUGAAGGAGAAAGUGGAUCACGGGUAUUAACGCCUGUAUCCACUGGUACAGUUCGCUCAGGUUUGUUUUUCAAGCCUGGGAUUGGAAGUGACGAGAGCGACAGUGAGUCUGCUGUCUCCCAAAACAAGGAUGAUGACAUGCACAAGACUAAAGACCGCUUCCGACGCAAGAGGCGUGGUAGCGAGUUGGAGGAUAGCCCGGAGAAGAAUAGGGGAGCAGCGAGGAAGCCCUCCUCCAAACGAGGUAGAGGGAGACCUCCCACCACAGGGAUGUACGUCGGUUUGGCCAAGGCCAAAAAAGACUUUAACGACGAGGAGAUGAGAGCUAUGCAGCUCGAGGCCGAGAAAGAGAUUUUUGAGUCAGGCAGGAGAAUACCGCAGUUCCGGGCAGGCCGGCUGUCGGGCAACUCCUCAAACUCGGACGCGACUGCUGUAGAGGCGCGGGAAGUUACGGCGGCUUCUGUGGGCGUCGUAAUUACCGAAUGUCUGGGGGCCAUUAACAGUGUGGCCGUGAAGUCGAAAAAUCUGAAGGGGACUUCUGUCGCUACUCUUAAAAAAGCGACCCAGGCACUAAGUGAGGCCUUCUCGGCCAUAAUGAAUCGGUCAGUCUCGGAUGAGACGAGAGCCCUUGAGGCGGCGAACGCACGUCUCUCAAGGGAAAUCAACGAGAUGAAAGCGGAGUUGGAAGCCGUCAAGCGCAAGCUCGCCGAUGCCCAACCACAACCCACUCCUGUCUCUAUCGGAAGGGAGUUGGAUGUGGAAGAGCUCCUACAGCGGGCAGUGCGCGAGGCGGUCUCGCUGACGAACGCCCGGAUGGACGCGCGGCUGGAGGGUCUCGAGGCCCGGCUUUUGCCGGAGCCACGCCUAAGACCUCCUCUGGCCGCAGAUAAGAAAAACGACGAAGCCCAAGGCGCAGCGGUAGCAGCGUCGAAGGCCAAGGAGAGGACUCCGGAGCCGGAGCAUGCGGUGUCAACUCUGAUGCCUCCGUUGAAUCCUGGUCCGGCUCUGAAAAAGAAAAAGAAAGUUAAUAAAAAGUCGGCCGCAGCCGUAGAAGCGGCGGCCGCCAGACGCGACACUGCCCCAUCUACGGCUGCGAAAGGACCAAAUCCGACCGAGCAAUGGUCGGAAGUAGUCAAAAGGGGAGGGAAGAUUCAGAAGAAGGGCGAAGGAAAGAAGGAAGGGCCUAAACAGAAAGGACAGGCUAAGAAAAAGAGAAAGAGAAAAAGUCUCCGCGCUCCUAAAACUGCGGCAGUAGUUAUCACACUGCAGGAGGGUGCGGAGAAGAGGGGCGUCACGUACAAAGACGUGAUGGACAAGGCCAAGGGGAGUCUCGAUAUUGUCACCCUCGAGAUCCCCGCGGUCAAGUUUAAGCGGGCCGUGACCGGGGCCCGUAUGUACGAGGUCUCGGGAUCGUCCUGCAAGGAGAAGGCGGAUACUCUGGCAAGUAAGCUGAGAGAGGUUUUAGGAGAGGAAGACGUCCGGAUAUCUCGGCCACAAAAGUGUGCCGAGCUUCGAAUAUCGGGAAUGGACGACUCCGCCACUGCGUCGGAGGUUGCCGCAGCCAUCGCAAGAGCUGGUUGCUGCGCGGCUGAGGACAUAAAGGUGGGAGAAAUAAGAGUGGAUCGUAGUGGCUGCGGCACGGCCUGGGUAAAGUGCCCGGUCGAGGCCGCAAAGGUAGUGACAGCGCCUGGUGCCAAACUGUACGUCGGGUGGACCAUGGUGCGCGUGACGCUUCUGUCGGCACGCGUCAUGCGAUGCUACCGUUGCCACGAAGUCGGUCAUACGCGGGCGACUUGCCCCUCUGAUACAGACCGAGGAGAUUUGUGUUUCCGCUGUGGGCAGCCUGGUCACACAAUCAAGACCUGCGGAAACCCACCCCACUGCGCGCUGUGCGCGGCGAACGGGAGGAAGGCGGACCACGUCGUAGGGAGCACACCCUGCAAGAUACCGCGGAAGAAGGGAAAGGGCUCCAAUAAGAGCCAAUCGCCCAAGGCUGCUACUCCAACUACAGUAGCCUCUGGAGCGGGAGUGGCCCCCAUGGAAGCCCAAUAA